Staurois parvus is the source of this 637-nucleotide messenger RNA. The record is from the annotation of a GenBank genome assembly. NCBI's taxonomy places the organism in Eukaryota, Metazoa, Chordata, Amphibia, Anura, Ranidae.
UUGUCCCCGCCCUCCAUAUCAUGUGAUUCAGGUGUUCCAAUCCCCUCCAUAUCAUGUGAUUCAGGUGUUCCAAUCCCCCCCAUAUCACGUGAUUCAGGUGUUCCAAUCCCCUCCCAAUCAUAUGAUUCAGGUGUUCCAAUCCCCUCCAUAUCAUGUGAUUCAGGUGUUCCAAUCCCCUCCAUAUCAUAUGAUUCAGGUGUUCCAAUCCCCUCCCAAUCAUGUGACUCAGUGUUCCAAUCCCCUCCAUAUCAUGUGAUUCAGGUGUUCCAAUCCCCUCCAUAUCAUGUGAUUCGGGUGUUCCAAUCCCCUCCAUAUCAUAUGAUUCAGGUGUUCCAAUCCUCUCCAUAUCAUGUGAUUCAGGUGUUCCAAUCCCCUCCAUAUCAUGUGAUUCGGGUGUGUCAAUCCCCUCCAUAUCAUGUGAUUCAGGUGUUCCAAUCCCCUCCCAAUCAUGUGACUCAGUGUUCCAAUCCCCUCCAUAUCAUGUGAUUCAGGUGUUCCAAUCCCCUCCAUAUCAUGUGAUUCGGGUGUUCCAAUCCCCUCCAUAUCAUAUGAUUCAGGUGUUCCAAUCCUCUCCAUAUCAUGUGAUUCAGGUGUUCCAAUCCCCUCCAUAUCAUGUGAUUCAAGUGUUCCAAUCCCC